This is a messenger RNA of Neoarius graeffei (lesser salmon catfish), 5975 nucleotides long. It is a transcript of the gene shda, whose product is annotated as Src homology 2 domain containing transforming protein D, a. NCBI's taxonomy places the organism in Eukaryota, Metazoa, Chordata, Actinopteri, Siluriformes, Ariidae. Bases 327 to 1508 code for a protein of 393 amino acids. The transcript is spliced from 9 exons. The record is from RefSeq and is a predicted model, not a curated record. Gene Ontology annotation, molecular function: phosphotyrosine residue binding.
CGUUUCAUAUUUAUAUAGACUUUUUUUUUCCGAGAAAUGGUUUAAAACUUGGUUAGUUGUGAAUCUGGGUAUGCAUGGUUGUUAUUACGGGUCAAGGUACAGCUAUCCAAGUUGUUUUGGUUAGCUUGGCAUACUAGCAGCGUUAAUAACACUCUGAGAGAAAGUUUCUGCAAGCUGGUUUAUGAAUUCGAGCACAAACUGACGGAGGUUGAUGUUGUUCUGAGGCAUCGAUGAAUCGGACAAAUUAAAGCUUUUACAAGACUUUAUUUGGACAUAUACCAGCAGUUUCAACACAAGUAUGCGCAGUGGAAUAAACUAGUAGACCCAUGGCAAAGUGGUUGAAAGAUUACUUGAAUUUUGGCAGCAGGAAAGGUCCUCCCCAGCCGCCAAAGCCCGAUUACACAGAGAGCGAGAUACUUCGUGCGUACCGUGCCCAGAAGGAGCUGGACUUUGAAGACCCGUACGAACCCUCGACCCGAGCAAAUAAUGGCUCGGGGACCUCUGACCCAUUUCCUGCGUUUGGAACGGUUCUGCCCAAUGGCAUGGAGGUCAAGAUCGUCUCUCCUAAGCACAGACUGAUCAAAGUGGAAUCUCAGGAAUUCAACCGUUGCAAGGUCCCACUGGGCAUCAUCUCAUUCGAGGAGCCUCAUGUCCCUGUUGUUCCUUCCGCUCCAGCAGUGGGGGACACGGAUUACUCAGACCCAUUUGAUGCUCGUCCAGACCCACGAGCCCAUCUCGGCUGGGAGUCCGGUUCCGUAGAAAACAGCAGCAGCUACAUGGAACCGUUCGAGGCCCAGAGAGUCAUGACAGAGCUGCAGCACGGCUUGGAGCACGGCCGUACUGUCUCUCGGGGAAGCCCGCAGCUCUACGACAGUCCAUAUGAAGAGCGUGGACACUACAGGACCGGUUUCCCAGACGAUGAGAGGGAGAGCCGAUUGCCCCAGGACGACGAGAGGCCUGCAGAUGAGUAUGACCAGCCCUGGGAAUGGAAGAAGGAAAACAUCUCCAAGGCGUUAGCUGUGCAGUUUGAUGGUGGCAAUUGGGAGCGCUCCACUCUGCCCCACACGGACCAGCACAGAAGAACUGGAGUGUCCAGAACCAGUCCUCCAUCCAGCAAGGCCACCAGUUUACACAAACCCAGUGACCACCACACCAUGCUGGGGGAGAGAGUGGACCCUGCAUUACCUCUGGAACAACAGGUGUGGUACCACGGCGCAUUGACACGCUCUGAAGCUGAGAGUCUGCUGACACUGUGUAAAGAGUGCAGUUACCUGGUGAGGAACAGCCAGACGAGCAGAAACGACUACUCACUCUCCCUCAGGAGCUGUCAUGGCUUCAUGCAUAUGAAGUUCUCUCAGUCGCGUGAUGGGAAGUACAUCCUCGGUGAAAACAGUCCCCCUUUCGACACGAUUCCAGAGGUCAUCCACUACUACACCACCCACAAACUACCCAUCCGGGGUGCAGAACACCUCUCUCUGCUCUUCCCUGUGGUGGUCCAGACACUCUGAGAACAUGCACAGCUACACACUGGCCCACACACACUCACAUACAUAUAUAAUAUAUACACACACUCAGGGUCUAAUCUCGGUCAGCUUGCAGUCACGCUUUGUAUUUGAUGAAAUGUGUGGAUUUUAAUAAUGGCUACCAGUCACAAUUUGGAGUGUCGCUGAUCUGCAGGCAGGAUUUUAAAUGACUAUUAAUGUGAGGGCUGAAACGAUGCCAUAGGUUAUGUGAAUAUGUUUGACACUACACCCUUCCCCAUCCUUCUCCUUCUAAUACCCUUUACGCUAUGUGACUUGUACAAAACCGUGUGCUAGAAAGAUUUCCAUACAUGUCAACCUAUACGGAAUGUCCGUAUUUUAUACGGAUUUGAUUCAAUAAACGUAGUAUACGGGCGUAUAAAUAAAGUUAUACGGAUUCUUUAAAAAAAAAACUUCAAUAUUUAUUUAGAGCUAUAAUCAAUUCCCACGGUGAUAAAAGAACGCAUAACAUUUACAAACGUCCUGUACACCACAGCCAGCCAGUAAAGAGUCUUAUGAAAUCGCGCGUUAUCUUGUGGUAGCGAGACUUCGUUCCACUUCUGAUCAUGCGCACACCGCACUGCGAGAAUCCCGCCAACCGUGAAGUCAUAGACGCCGGCUUCUGCGUAGAAUCAUACGUCAUCCUCGCCCGAGAAUAAAGAUGCCUCAUUCAUGUGCUGCGUUUAACUGUACCAACAGGUUUACCGUCCAAACGAGAUCACAUGGGAUUACCUUUCACAGGUGAGACUGGAAAAACACUUUUCAUUGUAUUUGGUCAUUAUAACGUAAUUUUACGAACAGAUUUUCCUGACUUUGUGGCCAAUAUGAAGUCUCGCGCAUAAUAGCCGCUCAGUGAAACCUGUCUCCAAACAACGAAGUAUUUCCUUCGUAACUACGCUGAUAACACUUUGUGUUUUUGUCAAACAUUGGAGCUUUGUAUUCAUUCUGAAGGUUUAUUGUUAUUAAUAUUGAAUAAAACGUAGCUGGGACAUAUAUCAUUGUUAAUUAUCAUUCAAAUUUUAGGUAAAUUAUUUUAAUUUGCAUCUUAUACGGAUUUUAUAAGGGAAAUACGGAUUUUGGAGGCUGGUUAUACAGGUUUGAUUGACCAAAGGUUGACAUGUAUGCAGUGCAUUGCUUGCUUUUUGCAACCACUACUCUCUUAGGCUGUCUUCGGAAGGGCCUCAACACUCUUAACAGCGUUUCCAUAAAUGACCGAAGUAUUCUGCUGUGUUUAAGAAAUGCCACUCUGACGUGAGCAUUUCCCACCCACCAUCGAGCUGUACAUCAUCGUACUGUACCUUCCAUAUCUCUGCUGAAGACAAAAACAGGACCUGAUAGAUGUAUAUUAAGAUCUCAGUACUUAAAUUAUUCCAUGAGCUGAUGCGCGCCUCAUCGGCUAUACUCCACGGAUGACGAGCUUGAGUGGAAUAAUUCUUUUAUUCUAUCCACAUUCACUGGAUUUUGAGAAACGGAGCUUUAUUUCUUGCAAAUUCGAUAAAUAAAAUCAUUUCCGCUGGCAGCACGGUGGUGUAGUGGUUAGCGCUGUCGCCUCACAGCAAGAAGGUCCUGGGUUCGAGCCCCGUGGCCGGUGAGGGCCUUUCUGUGUGGAGUUUGCAUGUUCUCCCCGUGUCCGCGUGGGUUUCCUCCGGGUGCUCCGGUUUCCCCCACAGUCCAAAGACAUGCAGGUUAGGUUAACUGGUGGCUCUAAAUUGAGCGUAGGUGUGAAUGUGAGUGUGAAUGGUUGUCUGUGUCUAUGUGUCAGCCCUGUGAUGACCUGGCGACUUGUCCAGGGUGUACCCCGCCUUUCGCCCGUAGUCAGCUGGGAUAGGCUCCAGCUCGCCCGCGACCCUGUAGAACAGGAUAAAGCGGCUAGAGAUGAUAUGAUAAAAUAAUUUCCGCUUAACCCCUUCAAUGCCCUUGGACGAGUCACGUACGCCAUGAAAUCUUUUACCGCUGUGCCUUAUGACGGAAGAAUGUUUUACGCAUUGACUAAUUCAUAUGUGCCACUGUGAAGUAAAAGUAAUGUGCCAUGUAAGGUACGUAAAAGGCGGUGUUCACGACGAGCAGCGUACGUCAUAAGGCACAGCGGUAAAAGAUUUCAUGACGUAUGCGACUCGUCCAGAAUGACUAACAAUUUGUGAAAAAUGCUGUAAUAAUUAUUGAAAAAAAAAAGAUAGGUUCUUACCAUCAUACUUUCAUUCCAUAUUUUGUUGCCUUUUUUUUAAAUUUCGUCCUCUGUUGGUUCAGCAACACGCUCCACCAUUAUUUUGUUGUUUAGGGUUUCUACUCACGGUAUAUGAGCUCUAUCCUAGUAGUAGAGUAGCCAGUCAGAGCGUGCGAUUGCUGAUAUCCUGUGACUGUGGAUAGAAUAAUCUUUCUUAGUGCUCUGAUACCACGUGAUGCGAUGUAACGUAAGCUUAGUGUACAAAAUGUCAGCAGUUUGGAGGAAUUUCACAAACAACUCUCAAAGCAAAAUGGUGUUCUGUGAAAAUAUCAAGAAGUUACUACAGCAUCGUCCUGCAAUAUAUUUGUAACCUGAUGAUGCAUCUUUUUUUUUUUUUUUAAAUAGUGUGUGAUGAUGGCUGAGUAAGGGGUCAUCCAUAAUUUUCAUCAUUAUCACGAGCGUACAAACCGUACGCGGGGGGGAGGGGGUUAAUGACCAGGCGUACACUUUUUAAAAAUGAAAAAAUGAUGAUCCGUCAAUGUGCGAAUCGGCGGCCGCCAUGUUAAAAAUUUCGCGCCACAUCGGUGUUGCCAGCUAGCUCUACACGCUUUCUUUCUUCAAUACAACAAUGGCUGACCCAGAUUUUGACCGCAUUUACAAAUUUGUGAAUAGCAGAAAUACCGCUAUUCACAAGACUCCUUCAAACGAGUACGAGCAGUUUUUAAACGUUUGUUUCCUACGUUCAUCUGGGAAGCGGCAGGAGGCAGUUAUGGCAGGACAGGCUGCUUGGAAAGAAUCAAAAACAAACGUUUCAAAGCAAGCUGAGCUGUGCCGGCACAAGCGAUCGUCCGGAUGGAAAAAGUCAAGUCGACUUUUACAAUUCGGGAUUAUUUCUCACGUAAAACGGUACGUAGGAUAUCCUCUGGGUAUUUUGUACUUGCGUCAGCAGUCAGUUGAAUUUUAUACAGUCGGUCGUCUUUUCUUCCAUUUCAGAAUGAAAGUCCUGCACGACCAGACCCAGCUCCAAAACUGGAUUUCCUAUUGUUCAUGAGGAGCCAAAAGGCAACAGCUCCCCUUAAAAAGACAGUCGCUAAUUUUCAAAAAUGAAUCGCCUGCUUUCUAUUAGGGUGUUCACACGGCACAUAUUUGCAUCGAUGCUGCACCGAUGUAUUUUGUUGCGAUAUAUCUUACACCGGUGUAAAUUUUGCGCAGCGUUCACACGUCACAAACCUGCUUACUAGAGAGAAGCGUGUUAGCACCGGUGCAGCCCCACUUGCGUUCACACAGCAGUUUCUGCGACCGUGCAAUAGUAGCAAAAACUUUAUUACUAUCAUUUCCUUUGAUAGUAAUAAAGUAUUGAUAUCAUUUCCUUUUAUUACUAUCAUUUCCUGUCAUUACUAUAAUUUGCGAUAGUAAUAAUGCGGAAAUUAAAUAUGCGCAUGCGUGAAAUUGUACUUCCUUUUCCCGGUUGUCAUGGCAUCACCAAGCACUGGGAAAACAACAUGGAUGAAGACACCAGUGUUGCCAGAUACUGCUGACGUUUUCCAGCCCAAAAUAUGUUCAAAUCCGCCAAAAUGCACUUAAAACCGCCCAAUCUGGCAACAUUGGAAGACACGCAGUUCUGUUGUUGAUAUUCGCCAUUUUGGAAGCGCAAAAUACCAGGAUACAAAUUAUGCAAUGCCCGUAUGUAAUCAACUCUCCUCAAGCGUAGCGAGUCUACCCCUGUAGCGUUCAGACGUCCCAUUUUAUAUCGGUGCUGCCCCGCAAACUAGCAUUUACUCCGGAGUAAAUUUCUUAAACCACCUCCUGAGCAGGGUUAGAUUUGCACCGGUUUAAGCAGCUUUCAGGGGCUACACCGCUAUAACUUUGUACCGUGUGAACGCUCUACUGGGGCAGCCCCGGUGCUACACCGGAGUAAAAGUUGCCGUGUGAACACCCCUUAUGAAAACUUCUGGACCCGUCUCUUCUUUUCUUCUCUUGUGAAUCUUUGUAUUGUCCUGCCAUCCGAUUUUAAUAAAAAGUAAUACAAGACAUGGUUUUAUUUUGAAUUCCUAUUCCACGUAGAUCCAUCAUUUUUUUUGUCCGCUAAUGUACACUAUUUUUUUGGGGGGGGGGUUGCUCAAAAGUCUACUCUUUGUAGACUGAUGAAAAUUAUGGAUGACCCCUAAGAUCAGUGAGCAUUGAGCUCAAAGUACUGAAAGUUGCAUGCAUGGGCAAUUGCGGAGAAAUUUUCAGCCCUUCAUUUCGGCGAGUGCUGAGACACCCAGGCUUAAAGGAACAGUCCACCGUAU